Messenger RNA from Rhincodon typus (whale shark), 888 nucleotides. RefSeq lists its product as uncharacterized. The transcript has 3 exons. NCBI's taxonomy places the organism in Eukaryota, Metazoa, Chordata, Chondrichthyes, Orectolobiformes, Rhincodontidae. The record is from RefSeq and is a predicted model, not a curated record. Bases 1 to 888 code for a protein of 295 amino acids. Gene Ontology annotation, biological process: canonical NF-kappaB signal transduction.
AUGGAAGAAACAUUUGAACUACUGUACCAGGAGUUUAAACGGUUGAAAACUGUGUGUGAGAGGCAGGCAGAGAUUAUUAAGGAGUUGACUGAAAAAAGAGAAAUGACUACUGAUAGGCCUUUCACUGUACCAAUACAGUGCACAGAUGCUGGGAAGCCAGACCAAUCUGAAGGACCCUUCCUCAAACCACAGAAGCAGAAAGACCUCCAGGUAGCUGCCUGCAGUGUUCCUACUGAUUCUCAAGACAUUAUGGUGGACAGAAAGCAUGGCAAGGAGCUUGACUACUGUUCCAAACUUGACAUCAGAUUUCUUCCAAGGAGUGGUGAAUACAACUUUUUAAUCAGUGAACCAGAGAAAUUGCACCACUUGCAUACUGUUCAUCAACCAGAACCUCCAACUCCAACUGAUGAAAGUGUUAGUGACUCUCUGAGCAACUUGUAUGAUGACUGCAGAUGCCCUUUCAACUUUAAUGUAGAUAGGAGUUCAUGGGAACAGCCAACUAUGAGUACUCCUCAGCACAUCCUGGGUGAGGGGGGUGUAAUUUUAAGAUCAAAUUGUCUCUUUCAGGAAAGACAGUACUCAGGUAGUGAUUUGGAAAAUGUUCCAGAGCAAAGGAGCUUGAACCCGGCUGUUGGCUAUUGUUCCACAGAUUGUUUAUCUGUUUUACCUGAACUUUUCAUCCGUUCAGAGAAUAUGGAGCCACAGCAGAGUUCACGGAGCCAUCAUUGUUUAGCUGAGGAUUGCCACACAGGACAUGAAACCACACUGAACUCUGAAUCAUGCCUCAACUCCCAAGUCUGUGAAUUCUGCCAAGCUGUGUUUCCAGCUGGUGCAGCAACUCGAGACGAUUACUUGGUGCAUCUCACUGGACAUAUUGAAUUCGAGUAA